Molecule: messenger RNA, 471 nt
Organism: Maudiozyma saulgeensis
Lineage: Eukaryota; Fungi; Ascomycota; Saccharomycetes; Saccharomycetales; Saccharomycetaceae
Source: the annotation of a GenBank genome assembly
AUGCGUCACGAGAAUAAGAUAGUUAAUACAAGGAAAGUUUGUCUUUCUUCAACAAUGUUAAACAGUGAAAAACCAAUAGUAUAUUCAUUAACCAAUGAUAAUAUGUUACAUAGAAGUUAUAAUUUGGAAUCAGGGGCAUAUCAUGUAAAGAGAUAUUGUGUGACAGUAUCACAAUCACAGGGGUUUAUGUGGAAUCAAGAUCUUUUUGCUAAUCAAUAUCAACAAAACUACAGAGUCGAAUAUGAUUCACUUGCAAAUGAAAAUAGAGAUAACGAUGAUGAGGAUGACAUGUCUAACGUUAAUAAGAAUGACUAUCUUUAUAAGUAUGGAAGAGUGAGACGUAAAUCAGAGAAUUGUAUAAGUUUGACCUAUGAAUCACAAAAUGGUACAACAUUAACGACUAUAGUUGAUGAAAUUGAAAUUGAUUCUGAUACACCAGAAAAUUUAUAUAUUAGAUCAUUAGUACAAUAA